Molecule: messenger RNA, 1939 nt
Organism: Pleuronectes platessa (European plaice)
Lineage: Eukaryota; Metazoa; Chordata; Actinopteri; Pleuronectiformes; Pleuronectidae
Gene: mtrf1l
Product: mitochondrial translational release factor 1-like
Exons: 8
Coding region: 450-1763 (437 amino acids)
Biological process (GO): translational termination
Molecular function (GO): translation release factor activity
Source: RefSeq, a predicted model, not a curated record
AAGAAGAUCCAAUAUGGCUGCGCCCUUGCGUGAGGUGGUGAAGGAGCAAUACUUCUAACAACAACCCUCGUCAGUGACUCGUUUAAUAACCUUUCAGACAUUCGUGACAGGAAACAGGUUCGUUUUAGUCACAGCGAUGUUUCCGAUGACAGGAAAAACGUGAGAGAGGCGUCCUACAGUUUUUUAUCUGACUUGAAGGUCUCUCAUUAGAUGAAGAGGAAACUGUCAGUAAAGUGUUCAGUCCCAAGUCUACUGUAAAAUCGAUUGUUCAAUAGCAACAAGCUAAUUAACAUCUGUUUAUCUGAGUUUCAAGUUUUAUCUUGUUGUUGUUUAUGUUUUUGGAGACGUGGAUCCCACCAAAUAUGAAAUUUUAUUAAAAUAUAGCUGGUGGAACCUGGACAUGUUUCUGUCGUGUUACAGUCAAGCCUCAGACUGAAGCAGCUCGUAGGAUGGCUCUGAGAAGAGCUGUGACCCUUCUUGUCACAGGAAGUGAGUGUGUCUUCAAUAGGUUGGCACAUCCUGUUCAAAAAUCACCAAACAUCCUCAGACAAACUGUUGGAUUUCAUCACCACCGAUUCAGUGGUGCAAGAACUGUUCACACCGGGGCACCGCUGCUGGGGGCCAGGCUGCUGUCGGUGGAGGAGCUGUUCGCCCGCGGCUCUCUGCAGGAGUACCUGAAGAGGCUGGAGGCAGAGUACAGUGAAUGUCUGACAUUAGUGAACCACAGUGCGAUGGAGGAGCGGUGCAGCGAGGAGGAGCUGAGGGCCAAGAGGAGCAGGGUGUCGCUGCUGGCUCCUCUCGUCCAGAGCAUCAGGGAGCUGGACACCAAACACAAAGAGAUCACAGAGACGGAGGCGCUGCUGAGAGAUGAAGACCCUGAACUUCAAGAGCUGGCGAAGCUGGAAAGAGACGGCUGCUUGCACGAUAUUCAAGACCUUAGACAAAAGAUCCUGGAUCUGUUGAUCCCUGAGGAGGAGGCUGAUCUGAGCGACCUCAUACUGGAGGUCACAGCUGGUGUUGGGGGUCAGGAGGCCAUGCUGUUCACUAAUGAGGUGUUUGACAUGUACCACGGCUUCGCUCAGCAUCACGGCUGGUCCUUUGAUGUCCUGGAGCACAUGACCAGUGAGAUAGGGGGACUACGUCACGCCUCGGCCAGUAUCAGUGGCCCAGAGAGCUACAAGAGAUUGAAGUUCGAAGGUGGAGUCCACCGAGUGCAGAGGAUUCCCAAGACUGAGAAACAGGGUCGAAUGCACACCAGCACCAUGACUGUGGCUGUCCUCCCCCAACCCACAGAGAUCUCUUUCACAAUAAACCCGAAGGACCUGCGGAUAGAUACUAUGAGGGCCAGUGGAGCUGGAGGCCAAAGCGUCAACACCACAGACAGUGCAGUCAGAAUAGUUCAUCUGCCGACAGGCGUGGUCACAGAGUGUCAGCAGGAACGAUCCCAGCUGAAGAACAAGGAGAAAGCCAUGAAGGCCCUGAGAGCAAAGCUGUACAGCAGGAAGCUGGAGGAGGUGACCAGCAAACGCUACAACCAGCGUAAAGUACAGAUUGGCACCAAAGGCCGAUCGGAGAAGAUCCGGACAUACAACUUCGCCCAGGACCGAAUCACAGACCACCGGAUCGGCAUGACCGUGCACGACGUCAAGAGCUUCCUGCUGGGAGAGGAGCUGCUGGAGGAGAUGAACUCUUCACUGCAGGAGUUCUCCAACCAGGAGACGCUCAUGGAACUGCUGGGAGAAAACGACCAGGGGGGUUCAUGAGUUUGUCUCAGAGGAAGAGGGACUUUGUGGAGAGGUUCUUUUUACAUAAAUUUACAAUAUAUGAUAUAUUGUAGGUGAUUGUUGUUGUUGUUGUUGUGCGUCAAAUUCUGCUGUGGAAACCUCAAGGAAAAGGACCAAGUCUCAAAGCUUCUGCCCAUUCAGAUUUAAAAUAUGGU